GAUAGGAAUAAAACUAAGACUCUACGGGGCCGGGCAGAAAGAGAUAGUAGACGUGCACCAACAGCAACUAGACCUUGGAUUUUGCACCUCUAUUUCUCAUCAAUCUCUUUCACGUUCUAACGUGCAUUAUUUAUUUAUUUAUACCUCCCUUUUGAUUGAGCAAUAGCAUUAAGUAUCGUGUAACAUAACAAAAAAGUAGUGGCUUGUGUUGUGUGACUGAGGGCCAAAGGCAAAACAUGGAGGUGGAUCAGAUGCAGAGAGAGUGCUUGGACUACACCAAAUCCUUAUUCUUGGAGGGCUUCUUGGAUGGUCAAUUUCUUCAACUUCAGCAGCUACAGGAUGAGAACAACCCGGACUUUGUAGUUGAAGUGGUCUCUCUCUUCUUUGAAGAUUCUGAGAGACUUCUCAAUGACCUUACCUUUGCUCUAAAUCAGAAAAGUAUUGACUUCAAAAAAGUUGAUGCUCAUGUUCACCAGCUAAAGGGUAGCAGCUCAAGCAUAGGUGCUCAGAGGGUAAAGAAUUGUUGCAUUUCUUUCCGCAACUUUUGUGAGGAACAGAACAUAGACGCGUGCCUCAGUUGUCUGCAACAAGUAAGGCAAGAGUACUGCCAUGUUAAGAAUAAGUUUGAGACACUGAUCAGGCUUGAGCAACAGAUCGUGGCAGCUGGUGGGUCAAUCCCAAUGAUGGAAUUUAGUUUCUAAGGAUGUGAAUUUGUAGAGAAGGAAACAAGAGUAUUUUGUGAUCCACUUCAUCUUUGGUGAAAAUUCUCUUUUAUGUUUAUGUCUCUGAUGAAUGUAUGGAUUUUCAUGAAGAGAUAACUCAGAUAAGUUUCCAUCUAGUGUAACCCUUUUCACAAAAACAAAAAGCCUAAUUUGUAAUCUUUUGCAUGCUUUAAUGAACACCAGAUACCCUAGUUAAAUUAAAA
Molecule: messenger RNA, 925 nt
Organism: Glycine soja
Lineage: Eukaryota; Viridiplantae; Streptophyta; Magnoliopsida; Fabales; Fabaceae
Product: histidine-containing phosphotransfer protein 1-like
Exons: 6
Coding region: 237-701 (154 amino acids)
Biological process (GO): phosphorylation; cytokinin-activated signaling pathway; phosphorelay signal transduction system
Cellular component (GO): cytoplasm; nucleus
Molecular function (GO): histidine phosphotransfer kinase activity; protein histidine kinase binding
Source: RefSeq, a predicted model, not a curated record